Colletotrichum higginsianum IMI 349063 is the source of this 708-nucleotide messenger RNA. RefSeq lists its product as uncharacterized. The coding region runs from base 1 to 708 and encodes 235 amino acids. The record is from RefSeq and is a predicted model, not a curated record. The transcript is spliced from 4 exons. Lineage: Eukaryota; Fungi; Ascomycota; Sordariomycetes; Glomerellales; Glomerellaceae.
AUGGCCAACCCGUGUGUCUCUCAGCGAUGCGGUCUUUGUGGCUUCAAACUUCAAAAGAACGACAAGAUCGUUGCCACUCGCGACCCGCCUUCGGCGACAAGACAGCCGGGUUUAUGGUGGAGGACAAUCCUCUUACCCGGUUGUGACCAGGUACUUGUCACCAAAAGCGACGGUUUCAAGAUUCGCGGCAUUUCCUCGCAGCACGAGACGGCUAGUUCUAGCUCGAACCAGACCCUGUGGGCUGUGCUUCCGUCACAAGAUGUGCGAAUAUUCUCGAUUGACUCGGCCCUACUAGAGCGAGCCUGGCCACAGCUCAUGUCGGUGCUGCCGUACAACGAGCCAGAGAUUUCCGCAUACUCGCUCUUCUGGAACCUGCGCAUGAGGGCCUUGCACGCCCAUGCCAAAGAGGGCGGCAACACAAUGUACCAAGGCCAAGACGAUGGGAUUUGGGUGUACUCUCCGAUGGAAAGGGGGGAGAAAAUACGCCAAAUCUGGAAACAGGGCGACAAGAGAAGUUUUGCCUUGAUAUUGAGAACGACUAAAGAUCGCGUUCUUCUCUGCGGCCCACAGCCCAAGAAACAGUCCUCAGAUCCACCACCAACCCUGCUUUGGAGCGAUUCUCUGCCCUCCACUACAGACAGAGGCAGCCGACUAUUUUUUCCAGAGCUCUCCGUUGGGGGUGCGCCAUAUGGCUAUAGAGACGCCUGA